GGUUGUCGGUUGGAGUGGAAUGGAAACCAUGGGAACCGGUGUUUAAUGUUUUGUUUUUAUUAAACUUUUUUACCUGUUGUAUUGAUUGUUUUGUUUAUGUAUAUAUUUUAUCAUUAAUCAUUUAAGAUAUUGUUAAUUGUAAAUACUACUUUAACUUUAUAAUUUAUCCAACUACAUAGAGAAUGAGAUCUCUAUUGAUAACUGGAGCCAACCGAGGGAUUGGUCUGGAACUGGUCAGACAGUUCCUAAGCCAUCCCACUGCUAAGCCAGAGAUUCUCAUCGCUACAGCCAGGAAACCUGCCGAGGCCAAGGAACUGCAUAACUUGGCUGCCAAAGAUAAAAGUCUCCACAUUCUGCCUUUAGAUGUAACAAAGUUUGACACCUUCAAGGAGUUUGGGGAGAAGGUGAGCAAGAUUGUAGGGGACAAAGGGCUCAACGUGCUCCUUAACAAUGCUGGUAUCCUGUUGGACAGAGAGUCCAAACUAGAGACAAUCACUCCAGACAGCAUGACAGCACAGUUUGUCUCUAACGCUGUGGCCCCAGUUAUGCUCACCAAGGAGUUGCUUCCACUGGUGAAGAAGGCUGCAGCAGCCCAGAGUUCUGUGCAAGGUAUCAGCGUGAACAAAGCUGCUCUUGUCUACAUGUCCUCGGUUCUGGGUUCCGUCAAGUCUAAUGAGGGUCAGUGGGGUGGAGGUUACUGGGGCUACAGAGAGAGCAAGGCAGCUCUGGACAUGUCAGCCCGCACAAUACAGAAGGAGGUGGCACCUGCAGGGGUGGGGGUGCUGGUAUUACACCCCGGCUGGGUACAAACUGACAUGGGAGGGCCCAACGCUCUCGUCACCCCUACCCAAAGUGUACAGGGUCUCAUCAAAGUCAUCCUGAGCCUCAGUGACAAGAACAACGGUGCCUUUAUACAGCACGACGGAGCAGAGCUACCGUGGUGAUCAUGCAAUUAAUGCACACAACCACAAACAUCACAAAUUUAUAAUUCUAAAAGUAUUAUGAUAAACAACAAUAUAUUUACAAUGUUUUAAAGAUAAAAAGAUAAUUAUAAUCUUCUCCUAUUGUACAGUUA
Homalodisca vitripennis (glassy-winged sharpshooter) is the source of this 1075-nucleotide messenger RNA. Its product is annotated as C-factor-like. The record is from RefSeq and is a predicted model, not a curated record. NCBI's taxonomy places the organism in Eukaryota, Metazoa, Arthropoda, Insecta, Hemiptera, Cicadellidae. The transcript is spliced from 6 exons. The coding region runs from base 183 to 944 and encodes 253 amino acids.